AUGGCUGUCGACGGCACUACUCCUUCGUCGGCGGUUGAAGACGAAGCAAAGCAGCAGCAGCAGAAGUCUGCGAAAAGCAAUGGCAAAAACCCCGCUAACAUCGAUACACCCCAGCCCCUCCCAAUCCCGGAAUUGACAAAGAUCACCACCGAGGCCUGCGAUUCCGCCCUUAAGGAGACAACCGAAUACCAGCACGAGAAAGUCAGCGAGUGGAACUCCUCCAUCAUUAACACCAUCCUGAAAGCCCUAAUCACCGCCACCGCCCCCUCCGACUCCGAGCCCAAGACCCCGGCCCCCUAUCGCUUCACUGUGAACAGCACGAUCGUGCAGCAGGGACUCAUCGACAAGACCGCCGCCGCGGACGGAACACAGACCAACGCCGGUAAGCGCGGGAUGCACUCUGCCUCCGGUGCCUUCUGGGAUGUCAAUCGCGACGGCAUGUGGACGUUCAAGUACCCCGGUGCUGAGGAGCGGGGGCUCGAUGUAGUUGUUAGUGUUACUUGGUUUGCUAUGAACUAA
Molecule: messenger RNA, 519 nt
Organism: Penicillium waksmanii
Lineage: Eukaryota; Fungi; Ascomycota; Eurotiomycetes; Eurotiales; Aspergillaceae
Product: dynein light chain Tctex-type family protein
Exons: 4
Coding region: 1-519 (172 amino acids)
Biological process (GO): microtubule-based movement
Cellular component (GO): cytoplasmic dynein complex; cytoplasm
Molecular function (GO): dynein intermediate chain binding
Source: RefSeq, a predicted model, not a curated record